Molecule: messenger RNA, 5387 nt
Organism: Sciurus carolinensis (gray squirrel)
Lineage: Eukaryota; Metazoa; Chordata; Mammalia; Rodentia; Sciuridae
Gene: Arhgef18
Product: Rho/Rac guanine nucleotide exchange factor 18
Exons: 19
Coding region: 16-3363 (1115 amino acids)
Biological process (GO): small GTPase-mediated signal transduction
Molecular function (GO): guanyl-nucleotide exchange factor activity
Source: RefSeq, a predicted model, not a curated record
GCCCCGAGUGCCAGCAUGGGGAACACCCAUUCCAAGGGUGGCGACAGGCACGGGGCUCUCCCGGGCCGCCCCGACCUGUCUUUUUACGGCUCUUUCCCCAGGAAAUGGAGCGAGAACGUCUUCCUAGAUAAUGAGCUGUUGACCUCUAAGAUCCUGUCGGUGCUGCGGCCCCAGUCGGAGCGGGGCUUCCGGACCGGUGACCUCCGCUACCCUGCCCACUUUUUGAGCACCAACUCUGUCUUUGCCUCUGUCGCAGCCUCACUGAAGGAGCACCCGAGGAGCAGCCUCCUUUCUGAUGGCAGCCCAGCCCCAUCCAGGAAUGUCGGCAUGACGGUCUCUCAGAAAGGGGGUCCCCAGCCAAUACCAAGCCCGGCCGGAACUGGGGCACGACUCGGACCAGCCACAGGAGAGAUGGAUGAAGCCAACUCUGUGGUUCUAAAGUUCAAGCAGGCAACCGAGGACGGCCUAGCACUCACAUCCUCCAAUACGGAGUCUGUUUUUGUAGAAGAUCCCUACACUGCCUCACUGAGAAGCGAAGUCGAGUCGGACACCCAUGAGUUCGAGGCCGAGUCCUGGAGCCUGGCCGUAGACUUGGCCUACGCCAAGAAGCAGAAGAAAGAGGUGGUGAAGAGACAGGAUGUCCUAUAUGAGCUGAUGCAGACAGAGGCACACCACGUGCGGACGCUCAAGAUCAUGCUGAAGGUAUACUCCAAGGCCCUCCAGGAGGAGCUGCAGUUUGGCGGCAGGGCCAUCAGCCGCCUCUUCCCCUGCGCAGACGACCUGCUGGAGAUGCACAGCCACUUCCUUGCUCGGCUCAAGGAGCGGCGCCAGGAGGCUCUGGAGGAGGGCAGCGAGCGGAAUUACAUCAUCCAGAAAAUCGGGGACCUCCUGGUGCAGCAGUUUUCAGGUGAAAAUGGGGAGAGAAUGAAAGAAAAAUAUGGUGUGUUUUGUAGCGGCCACAAUGAAGCUGUCAGUCAUUACAAGUUGUUGCUGCAGCAAAACAAGAAAUUUCAAAACUUGAUCAAGAAGAUCGGCAGCUUCUCCAUCGUGAGGCGGCUUGGUGUGCAGGAGUGUAUUCUUCUGGUUACUCAGCGCAUAACCAAAUACCCGGUGCUGGUGGAGCGCAUCAUUCAGAACACAGAAGCCGGCACUGAGGACUAUGAAGACCUGACCCAGGCCCUGAACCUCAUCAAAGACAUCAUCUCACAAGUGGAUGCCAAGGUCAGUGAGUGUGAGAAGGGCCAGCGUCUCAGGGAGAUCGCAGGGAAGAUGGACCUAAAGUCCUCCAGCAAACUCAAGAACGGACUUACCUUCCGCAAGGAGGACAUGCUACAGCGGCAGCUACACCUGGAGGGCACACUGUGCUGGAAGACCACUUCAGGGCGCUUAAAAGAUGUCCUUGCUGUCCUCUUGACCGACGUGCUUCUACUGCUGCAAGAGAAGGACCAGAAAUAUGUCUUUGCCUCUGUGGACUCAAAGCCGCCCAUCAUCUCUCUGCAAAAGCUCAUUGUGAGGGAAGUGGCCAAUGAGGAGAAGGCCAUGUUUCUGAUCAGUGCUUCCCUGCAAGGACCCGAGAUGUACGAGAUCUACACCAGCUCCAAAGAGGACAGGAACUCCUGGAUGACCCAUAUCCGCCAGGCUGUGGAGAGCUGUCCCGAUGAGGAGGAGGGGCCCUUCACUGAGGCCGAGGAAGAGAGGAAGGUCGCCGAGGCCCGUGCAAUGAGACUCCGGGACUUUCAAGAGCGACUGAGCCAGAAAGACCAGCUGAUCGCCCAGAGCCUCCUGGAGAAGCAGCAGAUCUACCUGGAGAUGGCGGAGAUGAGCGGGCUCGAGGACUCCCAGUCACGUGGCUUCUUCCGCGGAGGCGAUACCUCGGAGACCCUGCAGGGGGAGCAGAUCCUCAAGUCGGCCAUGAAUGAAAUUGAGGGUAUCCAGAACCUGAUCUGUAGGCGACUGGGCAGCACCAGUGGCCUAGCGGAAGAAGGAGGCAGCUCCACAGGCCUGCCUCGGAGGGCUGAGACCUUCGGGGGCUACGACAGCACAGGCAGCCCUAGCAAGAAUGGCAGUUUUAAGAAGAAGGUCGGCAGCUGGCGGGGGCCUGCCAGCAGCCCAGACCCGAAACUUGGAAAUGGCGAUGUCCCUGGGGGCUGGGAGGAGCCACCUCAGGAGGUGGAGGUGCCAGGUGCCGAUUCUAGCCCUCGGCUGCCCACUGUCCUGGAGUCAGAGCUUGUCCAGAGGAUCCAGACUUUAUCGCAGCUGCUCCUCAGCCUCCAGGCGGUCAUCGCCCAGCAGGACAGCUAUGUAGAGAUGCAGCGGGCAGCCAUCCAGGAGCGCGAGAAGCAGUUUCGACUGCAGUCAACGCGCGGGAACCUGCUGCUGGAGCAGGAGCGGCAGCGCAACUUCGAGAAGCAGCGGGAAGAGCGCGCGGACGUGGAGAAGCUGCAGAGUCAGCUGCGGCAGGAGCAGCAGCGCUGGGAGCGUGAGUGCAUGCGCCAGCGGCAGGAGCUGGAGCGCGCAGGCGCGCGGCUGCAGGAGCGGGAAGGCGAGGCGCAGCAGCUGCGCGAUCGGCUGGACCAGGAACGCGCGGAGCUGGAGCGGCAGCGCCGGGCCUACCAGCAAGACCUGGAACGGCUUCGCGAGGCCAUGCGCACCGUAGACCGUGAGCGCGAGCGCCUGGAGCAGCAGCGUAGACUCAAGAAGCAGAACACAGUGCCAGGGGCGCUGCCACCGGGGGCACUGGUGGAGGCCCAGCCCCCAAGCCACCCUCCCAGUUUCAAUGGGGAGGGGCAGGAGGGGCCCCUGGCCCUGGCUAAAACACCCGGGACCCGGGCGAGCCUGCUGCUGUCCAGUGCUGGACCUGAGUAUGUGGAGCGCCCUGAGGUGGCUCGCCGGGACAGUGCCCCAGCCGAGAGCCGACCAGCCAAGAGUGACGUGCCCAUCCAGCUGCUCAGCACCACCAACCAGAUUCAGAGGCAGGCAGCAGUGCAGCAGCAGAUCCCCACCAAGCUGGCCGCCUCCACCAAGGGCAGCAAGGACAAGGGCAGCAAAAGCAGGGGCUCCCAGCGCUGGGAGAGCUCAGCUUCAUUCGACCUGAAGCAGCAGCUGCUUCUCAACAAGCUGAUCGGCAAGGAUGAGACCACCUCUCGGAAUCGCCGGUCACUGAGCCCCAUCCUGCCCAGCAGCCACAGCUCUGCGCCUGCUACAGACGCCUACGUCCCAGCCCUGAGUCCAGCCCCAGCCGACAUCCCCGCUGAGGCCUUCCUCACCAAGACUGGGGGCACGUCCUUCCCACCUGUGCCCCCAUCUCCCUCACCACAGGCCACCAGGGAGGAAGCCAGCAAGGAAGACGUCAUCUUCUUCUAGAGGGGCUGAGGCUCCAGGUGCAGGCCCCCCCUGGCCUGCCAACCCUGUGUCCCUGGGGAUCCCAUGGAGUGGCCGCCUGCCCAGCUGUCGUCCUCUCCUGCCCAGGCACACCCCUGAUGUCCAUCUGGCCUGGGUCGGCCUGUUGGUGCUUUGGGUCUCACGGCUCUGUCUGUAGGAUUAGUGGUAAUGCCUGGGUAAUUUCCUAAACCUCUUUUUUUAAUUCGUACAUAAAAAAAAAAAAAAGCUUGUAAUGGAAGGUUGAACCGCUAAAGCAAGGGGUUGUUUUAAACCGUAGCACCCCUUUGGGUAGGGAAAGGUCGAUUCCCGUCGUUCUCUCAGGCAGUGAGGAGUGCCAGGGUGGCCCGAGGAGCUGGAAGACAGGCCAGGCCUGGGUCUGAGGAGCUGCCGGCCCCAGGCCAGGCUCCACAGGCACCCGGAGGCACUGGAGUGGUCACAUCAUGAGGGUACCAGAAGGGACCGUGGCAUUGGUCUGCAGAGUCAGGCAGAAUCCUCUUCCAAAGCAGAGACCCCCACUGGCCAUGGAAAACCUCUUUCAGCAAGCGAGUCGGGCAGGGGCAGGACAGGCCUACCCAGGAGUAGAGAGGGCCACAGGGAGGGGGCAGCCGUGGCGCUUCAUUCGUGUUCUGUGGGUUCAGAAGCUCAUCCUGAAAGGGGCUGACCACCACUCCUUUAAUUUGGCAGAGACUUACCAAACUCUGGUCUGCUUCUCGAGGGCACCUGCCAUCCCCACCACUCAGCCUGUCCAGGGCAACAAGCCUCAGGCUUCAGCCAGAGCUAGCACACACCCAGGCAGAGGUUCUCAGUCUCCUGUGGCUGCUGGGAAGAAGCCCCCAGGGCUACUGUCCUGCCAGAACCUGAGGGAACACCUGGAGACGCUGCCAGCAAGUGGACAGGUGGCUAUCUUGGGGGCACCUCACUUGCACUGAGCUGUUACAGUAUGGAAUCAGCUUCCUCUGGAGGACAGGGCUUUGGGGGUGGUCUCCAGUGCCCAGGGCAGGCCCAGAUGGUCAGAUCCAUGUUCCAGCUCUAACCAAGAUGGAGCCUGGCUGCCCAGAGCAGGAGGGGCACAUUGCCAGCCUUGCCCCACAGCCCGGGCUUCCCUACUUUGGAAGUGUUGACAGCAGGACCAGGUCCUGGGCUGGUCAUUGUAAGCAGGGGACAUUUCCGCCACUGAGGGACAGGUAGGCACAGAGGAGGGGGAACUGUUAGGAACUGUGCAGCCUGCCACUAGUGUCACAGGCUCAGGAGGGGACUGGGCAGGUGCAGGUGUCAACAGGAACCAGGGCACAGCCUUAGUGGCAGGUUUUUAAAGCAGCAGUUCCUAGCGAGUGGUGUAUCCCUCUUCUCCAGGCUCCUGGCCUCUCUUGAGAACCUUUUGUUCCUACCCUGGUCCUUUUCCAUCAGCAGUGCUAUCCUGUGUCCCGAGUGUCCCCCGACCCACCAGAUCUCGUCUGUGCCAUGUUUAUAAUCAGUGUUUUGUAUUUUUGUACUGAGACGUAUUGGAGCACUUUAGAGAAACUAAGCUCCUGCUCUGUGGCCAAGAGAACAUUCCUGGACCCGGCACUGGGUGGCCUCCAGAUCAUGUGCUCUGGACUCACCAUCCAGAUAUGGGGAUUCCUUGAACUUGGACAAGCGCAGGGAAUUUCUGCUCAACCACGGCAGGCCAUCAGCAGGAAGUGGGGCUUCCCUGCCAGGUGGCCAGGGAGGGGGGUUUAGUCAGGUUCCACACAUAGUAGGGCAGUAUGGCCGGUGCACUGCUUGCCACACCCACGGGUACUCCUGGGUAGAGCCCAUUUUAUCCGUACAGCUGGUGACUGCGCAGUUCCCCGUUUGUGUGGGCCCAUGCCUAUGGUCUUUGGUGAUCGUGACCAUGACCUUAGCCCACAAUUACUUUACAGUAAUUAUGUUUCCUUACCAGAGGGUGUUUGGGAACCACCCUAGAACUUAAGACCAGAUUCUAGCAAUAAAAGUGUCUAAGAUGAUCUCUGACUUAAGCUGCUGUU